AUGAACAUCGUGAGCAACAAGCAGGAGCACACAAACUUCGGGGAGUUUCCCUGGGUCGUGGGCAUUUACAAGAAUCCGAAUAUAUUCCUGGCCGGCGGCUCACUCAUUGCACCAAAGAUAGUACUGAGCUCGGCCAAGCAACUGUUUAGACUAAAGCAGUUGAAGGUCAGGGCUGGUGACUGGGACAUUGCGACAGACAAUGAGAUUCUGCCCUAUGAAGAGCGUGAGGUGCAGUAUGUUCUCUGUAAUGACUUUAACAUACGCACCAAUGGCAAUGACAUCGCGCUGCUUGUGCUUAAGCGCAAAUUCAACUCUGCACCACACAUUGGCACCGUCUGCUUGCCCGUUAGCGGGCCAUUCGAUUUGGCCAACUGCCGUGCUAUUGGCUGGAAUGAGAGUAUCGGUGGUGGGCGUGCCCUAAUGAUCAGCAUGACAAUGAACUUUACCCAAUGCGCCGCGGGCACAGAUGAGACCCUCUUCUGCGCCAAAGGCCAUCGCCGCACUCUCAGAUAUGCGACCGGAUCGGCGCUCGUCUGUCCCAAAUCCUAUGCGAGCGCCAAUCGGUACUACCAAAUCGGAAUCUGGAGCCAUGGAGACGGGCCAAGAACUCACAUCAUGUUCACAAAUGUGACCAAAUUAUUGACGUGGAUCCAAGAUAUACUUAGCCAUAUUUAA
Drosophila navojoa is the source of this 675-nucleotide messenger RNA. Its product is annotated as phenoloxidase-activating factor 2. Gene Ontology annotation, molecular function: serine-type endopeptidase activity. Lineage: Eukaryota; Metazoa; Arthropoda; Insecta; Diptera; Drosophilidae. Gene Ontology annotation, biological process: proteolysis. The record is from RefSeq and is a predicted model, not a curated record.